Molecule: messenger RNA, 3756 nt
Organism: Centruroides sculpturatus (bark scorpion)
Lineage: Eukaryota; Metazoa; Arthropoda; Arachnida; Scorpiones; Buthidae
Exons: 2
Coding region: 252-3083 (943 amino acids)
Source: RefSeq, a predicted model, not a curated record
CACCUAGAUAAUCAGGCCUGAGUGUUCAUGGGAUAACUGUUGUCCGCCAUUACAGUAGUAGUCAUAUGGUGUUAAGUUAGGUGCUUAUACUUACAAUCGUAAUUAAAUUGAAAUAUUGGGUAAUUUGGCAGGUAAUUUUCUUAGAAUAUUUGGGUUUGUUGUUUGUUUAAUGUGCUACGGAAGCAUUUUAUAAAUAUUAGGGAUUUGUAGGGAUUUUAUAAAUAUUAGAAAUUGUUAUAAGGUCGUGAAAAAUGCCGUACAGGUGCUGUGUAACAGGUUGUAAAGGCAACUAUCCGACUGGACCAAAAGUUCAAGUAUUUUCAUUUCCAAAGGAAGCUGAAUUGGCAGAAAAAUGGAAACGAGCCAUUCCUAGAGACAACUUAAUUGUCAGCAAAACAACAAAGGUGUGUGAGCAACAUUUUCAUCCAUCUGAAAUUGUAAGGACAUCAACAGAUAGUUCAAGAAAUAAAGGAUGCCCUCGUACCCUGGUACGACCAUCUUUACUACCAACAGCAGUUCCAUCUAUUUUUCCAAACUGCCCAAAAUACUUGAGCAAAUCAACAACUUACAGAGAGAGUCCUCAAGUAAAGAGACAAAAGUUGGAAGAAGAAAAUCUUCAGAAAGCAUUACAAGACAGUUUGAAAGAAAGAGAAAAUUACAUGGAAGCUAGAAAAUUAUCAUCAUUAAGUGAUUUACAACAGAAAUUAUCAAUGUUGAAGCUUUCCAAUUUCUGGAAUGUUAUUACAAGUCUUGAUUCAAUAAUGUUCUUGAAUAUUGACAAAAAAUCUGCACCAGUAAUAACAUAUUCUGUUGUUGUCAAUGAACAUCUUGAUUUAUUGGUGUUUUUAUAUAGCCAUCAUAUAAAAGAUAUGGGCAAGGACAGUAAAUUUGUAACUAAGAUAUCAAAUGUAACUGAACUUGUUGAUUUAUUGGAAUUAAUUGAAAAGACAGUCACAGAAAUUAAGAAUCCAAAUAAUGUUGAAGUGAUUUUAAAUUUUGUAGUAAAUGUUUUAAAGUCUUUAGAUCUAUCUGAAUUUGAGAAAAGGAAGAAUGUCAACUUUAUCAUUGAACAAAUGUCAUUAAUAAUUUCUAAAAAAAUUGUAUACAGUCCUUCAUUUAUGAUAUUCUCAUGUUUGCUCCAUUCUAUUUCACCAUGUGCUUACAAAUUUAUCAGACAGGCUGGAUUUUUUAUCAGUCCUCAUCCAUGUACAAUCAGAAAAGUUUGUUCUAAUUUACAUUUGGGGCCCCAAAAAGAGCAAUGUGAAGACAACUUUUUAUCAUAUGUGAACAGAAAAUAUACAUUUUUACAACCUCAUGAGUAUUAUAUUAAUCUGUUGAUAGAUGAAAUACACUUAAAAGAGUAUUUUGAUUACAAAAAUGGAAAUUUGGUUGGCAUGUCAAAUAAUAAUACAUUGGUUACUGCAAAUGCAGCUCAAGUCUUCAUGAUAGCUAGUAUAUUAAGUAAUUUCAAAGAUGUUGCUCACAUUUUAGGAGUCAAUAAAGUGACGGGUAAUUGUUUGCAUCAGUGGAUCAGAAAAAUUAUUCUAGGACUGGAAGAAAUAGGAUUUAAAGUUGUUUCUGUCAUUUCAGAUAAUAAUGCUAUUAAUAGAAAAGCCAUGUCUUUAUUUGCUGAUCCUCCAGAUGUUACUUUUAUGUAUAAACACCCUAAAGAUAUGACUAGAACUUUAUUCUAUGUUAUUGAUCCAGUGCAUAUAAUGAAAUGUAUAUGGCAUAACUGGUUGAAGCAAAGAGAGCAGACCUCCAUGGUUUAUCCGACAUUUGAGGGAGAUGAUAAUGUCAUUCAUUAUGCUUGUUUUGAUACUUUAUUAAAAAUGUAUGAUCUCGAACAUGAUAAAUUGGCAAAGUAUUGCCAUGGUCUUUCAUUAAAGGCUUUGCGUCCCAAUGCUUUUGAAAAACAAAACGUGAAACUGGUAUUGCAAAUUUUCAAUGAUCUCACUUCAGAGUCUCUUCUAACUCUAGGCCCUAAUCAUUUGCUUCCCCACUAUAGAGAAACAGCUGUUUACAUCAACAUCUUCGUAAAAUGGUGGAAAAUUGUUAAUGUUAAAACACCUGGCAAAGGAAAUAGGUUAAAUGAUGAUUUCAUGUGUCCCAUAACAGAUUAUGCAGACGACAUCAAAAUUGUAUAUCUUAAAGAAAUGUUACAAUGGCUAGAAAAAUGGAAGAAAAUGAAUAUAAGUUAUCCAAAAGGCUCAUUGACGAAAGAAACCCAUUUGGCUCUAACACAAACUACAGAAGCACUUAUACAUUUGUCCAAAUAUUGUUUAAGUGAGAUGAAUUGUUCAUACUUUUUACCUGGCAAGUUUCAAACUGACCUCCUAGAAGAUCGGUUUGGACAGUACAGACAAUUAAGUGGUGGCCAAUAUAAUAUCAGUAUUAGACAAGUGUAUGAAGUUGAGAAGAAACUUCGUUUACAAUCCGUGAUCAGAUUAAACUUAAAGUCAGAUGUUUUUGGUGCAAUAAGCUUCAGUGAAAUAAAAGAUGUCUUCUCCGAGCCUCCACAAAUUCUCAAGGACAUAGUGGUACCUCCCUUAUUUAAUGAAAUUUAUGUAACUUUGGCAGAAAUUGAAAAUUACAAUGAAGAUUUGCCUAUUUUGACAUACAUUGCAGGGUACUGUUGCUAUUCCGUACUGAAAAAGUUAAAAUGUGAAUUUUGUAAAGAUAUGUUGGUGUUAAGCGAGGUUUUGGAAGAUGAAGAAUUGUAUUCCUUAAUAACAAAUGUUAGUCGAGGUAAACUCCUCUUUCCUCAGUCUCAUGUCAUCAGUGUUGUUGUUGUUACAUAUUUAAUUAUGAAAAAAAUUUGUGAAAAAUUUGAAUCAGAUUUUCUCAAAGUACAGAACCAGAGAGAGUUAGUUACAUGUCUCACUUUAAAUUCAAUUGUCUCCAGUGAAUUACUUUGGGAAGGAUCCUGUUGUGAAAAUUUUCAUUUUCCUGAAGAUAUUUGUAAGAAAAUAGUAUGGAUUUCAACAAACAUCUUUUUAAAUAAUUACUGUAGAAAGAAAAAUCAGACCAUUACCAAAGAUGCAGUACCUAGGAAGAAAAAGAUUUUUAGUAAAUCCAAUUAAAGUUAGUAAAAUAAAAGCAUUCUAUCAAAUAAUGCUGUGGCUGUAUGUUGGUGACUGUUGAGUAACUGCUCGAUUUAUGGUUAUGUGAACGAAAAUUCUAAAAAAUAUCAUACAAAAUUAUUUGAAGAAUGACAUCAGUUAUAUUCUUGAACAGCAAUAAGACAUUUUUUAUGUUAAUAAUUUCUAGGUUAAUAUUUAGUACUCUUUUUAUUAAAUAUAUCAAAUACAAACACAUUGUGAGUUCCAUAUCUAUUUCUUCUUUUUAUUCUAUAUCAAAUCCAUUAAUCAGCCGAAGCUUUUCGACAUACAUCUGAUGUCUUUAUCCAGGGAGAAUUUAAAAGUGUAAAAUGUUAAAAAUUGUAAAUUGAGUUUUUGUAUAAAAUUCUACCUUGGUAGAUAAUAGAAUGAGAAGUGCAAAUAAAAACUUAUAAUUUACUUGUCUAUAGUUCGUAUAUUUAAUACACUUAUUAUUUAAUAAUACUUUUAAAAUUUAAAAUCUCAAAGAAAAAUUAAACUGUACUUUUUGUUAUUACACAACGUUACGAUAACUCUAAAUAAUAAACAGGAGGAAAUAAUCUAACAAGUAAGUUGAACCCCCGUGCUUCCCUGCCGGUAUCGAGUUGUUAUGACUACUCUUGUAAGCUCUACUUUCGAGAGCACAGGCCUGAUUAUC